This is a messenger RNA of Salvia hispanica, 702 nucleotides long. Lineage: Eukaryota; Viridiplantae; Streptophyta; Magnoliopsida; Lamiales; Lamiaceae. The record is from RefSeq and is a predicted model, not a curated record.
AUGGAGGUCCUACGUUUACUGAAGCAGAACUUGACGAAGGCACAGCAGCGGAUGCACCGUUCGGCGAAUUUACAUAGAUGGGAUAUUGAGUUUGCUGUGGAUGACUUGGUGCUGCUGAAACUUCGCCAAUACCGCCAGCACUCAGUGGCGCGUCCUCUUGCGGCUAAGUUGGCUCGGCGUUUUUACGGUCCAUUUCGGGUGCUUGAACGCAUUGGUCCGGUGGCAUAUCGUUUGGAAUUACCGGAGGGUAGCAAGAUCCACAAUGUCUUUCAUGUCAGUUUAUUGCGACCCUUUGUACAUGAGUCAUCGCAACUGAUACCUGCAACGCUGCCUAUGGAUUUCUCUGCCAGUCACCCUUUGGUUCGAUCGGUGCGAGUGUUGGAGCGUCGUUCGGUGUUUCGCAAUGGAGUGGUUGAGGACCAAGGUCUUGUGGAAUGGGAUGAUGGAGUGCCUGACAAACCAUCUUGGGAGCCUAUGGAGGUCAUUUCGAAGAGAUUUCCUUACCUCCUUGAGGACAAGGAGUCUCUUAAGCCCCGGGGAGUUGAUACGAGUACACUAGAGCCACCGCAAGAGGAGGUGGAGGAAAAAGAGAUGCCGGAGGAGAUUAGCGACGUCGCCUCGCAGCCGGUGACCGACGAGCCGAUCGCGCAUAGGACCAGAAAGAGGAGGCAGAAACCGAAGCACUUGGAGGAUUAUGUUUAA